UCUGUAACCUACAGCCAUGGGAUCAAGGCUCUAUCCCGCUGGGAUCCUCAUCCUCCACUGCCUGCUGAUGCUCCUCGUCCAUGUGGACAGCAAAGCUAACCAGAACCACUCGGAGUCUGACAGACAGCGUCAUCUCCGAUCACACAAUCUGCACAGACCUCCAUACGAGGGUUACGAUUGGCACAAACACUAUAACCGAGGCUCGGAAGCAAACGCGGCAGUUCCAAAGGAAAAGGAAAAGGAGCCUUCCAAACCCAGAGCAGGUCAUUUGAAACAGAAGGAACGAACAGCUAAGAAUAUUUCGCACUGGAGGAGAAGUCAGCGCGUUUACCAAAAAGAAAAAUCAGAGCUGGAGGAAUUGGAUCGAGUGAAGAAUCUAACUGAUGAGGAACUGAAGAUAUUCUUUGACGGCGAACUUUCUACUACAGCAAAGUACGUAUUAUUUAAGGACAUUCUGAGCGUUGUUAAGAUCUUGAAAGCGGUGAAAAAAAAUGGAGCUGUAACCGACAACGAGAGACACAUGCUAUCUCCGAAACUGAAACCAUUGAUUUUAAGAUUCGGUCGCAUGUUUGAAAAGGAAUUUGGCAAAAACCCGAAAGCCUUCCAAGCUUUGAAGAUCCUUGUGGAGGAGGUUAAGAAAAAUGACAGCAAAGGGAAUAAAUAUAAAAGAUCUCUUCAUCGUCGUCGUGGCAAUUAAAUUGGCUAUGCCUGCUGAAUUGUAGUCCCUAAUUUGCAGCUAUAACGUAAAGUUUGUAAUCUACAUACAAAUUGGUCUGUUAAUAAAUCGAAUUACAAUCAUU
Messenger RNA from Drosophila erecta, 800 nucleotides. RefSeq lists its product as uncharacterized. The coding region runs from base 17 to 697 and encodes 226 amino acids. The record is from RefSeq and is a predicted model, not a curated record. The transcript is spliced from 4 exons. Lineage: Eukaryota; Metazoa; Arthropoda; Insecta; Diptera; Drosophilidae.